Messenger RNA from Tetrahymena thermophila SB210, 5670 nucleotides. RefSeq lists its product as hypothetical. Gene Ontology annotation, molecular function: protein binding; calcium ion binding. The record is from RefSeq and is a predicted model, not a curated record. Gene Ontology annotation, cellular component: membrane. Lineage: Eukaryota; Ciliophora; Oligohymenophorea; Hymenostomatida; Tetrahymenidae. The transcript is spliced from 2 exons.
AUGUUAAUAAUCCAAAUUUAUAAACAAAACUCAAAAAUUAACAAUUACGGAAAUGUAAAAAAAGAAGUGUAUGGUUUUGGAAUAUAGUUAAAACUGUUGGAAUAGCAGGUAAGUGCGCAAACUAACACUUAAAUUUAAUAGAAUAUAUUUUAAGCACUACCUAAAGAAAUUAUAACUGACAAGGAUAAUUAGCCAUUUGUCCCAUCUUAAAUGAUAAAAGUAGAAGAUUAAUAAUUGAUCAUUUUUAUUUGUCAAGAUAAUUUUAUUGCUCUAUUUGACGAAUAAAAAAAUAAAAUUAGAAUUUUUAAUGAGCCUGAACAAGUUUAAUACAUCCUUCUAAUAGAUAACUAAAAGUACUUAGUAUCAGGAAUGAUUACAAUUGCAUCAAUUUACCAAAUUCAGCAGGAAAGUAGCGGUGAUUUUUCUCUUUAAUUAAAGUAGACCUUCAGCAUUAUUGAUCUUACAAUCGUUUGGAUGCUUUACUUGCCAAAAUAGUAAAAUAUCAUUAUUAUAUGCGUUGAAGGAGUACUAAUCUUAUAUAACUACAUUGAAAAUGGUAAAGUGUCUUAUAGUAAUCAGAUUUAAUUUAAUAAUUAAAGUUUUAUAGCUGGAAAAAUAUCUUAAGAUGAAAGGUUUUUGUUUAUUUGUAAAGAUCCCUAAAACAUAUCUAUAUAUUAGAUUGAAACGAAAACAAAUAUUGAUAAAACAAUAGAAAUAUCAAAUCUUGCUUUUUUAUUAGAUUUAAAUUCUAGUUAUCAAGUUCCUUAACUUGAGCUUCUUCAAAUUGAUGUCUUCUUUAUUUAUUAUUUAGACCCUUGGUUAGGUCUUUACAUUGCUGAUCUGUCUCCUUUGUAUUCAAACGAUAUGUAAGCUAUUUAAAAUAUUUAAAGUAUUUAAUUCGGAUUAGGAAAUGUAAAUUUAAGUCCAGAAACUAUGUGUAUGACAAUUUCAAGAGAUCAAAAAUAUCUUUACUUGGGCGUAAGAUCGUAAGGUAUAUUAAUUUUUGAUAUUUCUAAUAUUACUAAUCCUAUAUGGUAUUAUCAACUCUUUGUUUAAGGCUAGGCUUACUAUUUACUUCUUUCUAAAAAUGAGGAAAUUCUUUAUUAUUCUAAUUCUAAUGGUUUAUAUCAAUAUCAAAUUACUAGUCUUUCGUUAACAAAUAGUAUACCAAAUAUGUAUAACUCUCAUAAAUCAAAAAGUUUGUUUGAUGGACCUCCUUUUUACAAAUGGAGAUGCUAAAUAUCAUAGAAAUCAAAUGUUUUAUAUGCCGCUUUUGAUGUAGAAAUGAUCUAGCGAUUCUAAAUUAUUUUAAACAGCUAAGUAAAAGGAGAUAUUAGCUUGCAAAUAAUUGACACGCUUCCAUAUGCAAAAGACAUAAUUAGUAGUACUCCUUAUAUUGACAAUAUAUGUAUCGACAAAAAAGAAGAAAAUUUAUAUAUUCCCGUAACAGACUAGAACAAUAUUAUUAUGAAAUACUAAAUUCCUAGCUCUGCUAACUUAUCUAAUUCUUUAUAAUACACUUAGUCUUUAUAGUAUAUAGAUCCAUAGUUUACUGAAAAUAUGAAGAUCAGUUAAGAUAAUAAAUAUUUAGUGUUAGCUUAUACUAUAGGAGUAAUGAUAGUAGAUCUAGAAAAGUUUGAAAUUGUAUCACUUUUAAAAAUAAAAGACAUGUAAAAAAAUUGCCAUGGAGUCGAUUUUACUAGAGAUACUAACUAUAUAUUUGCUACUGCUAGAAAUACUGGAAUAUGGAUUAUAGAUUCUAAAGAUAAGUAUAAUCUAUAAAUUAUUUAAGUAUUAAAAACUAAGGCAGGAGAGUCUGUUAAAUCUUCUUAAUUAUAUGAUAUUAUGUAUUGCUUAGAUGGAUUUAAUGGGUUACUUAUUUUUGACACUUCUGCUUUACCAAAAUUGAAAAAAUUAUCAAAUCUUAAAUUACAAGGCUGGGCAAACGAUAUCACUUUUCUGAAAGAUGAGAAUUAUGCUAUCAUUUCUACUAUGGAUUUAGGGAUGAUAUCACUUAUAAAUUUAACUGAUAAAAGAAAUCCUAUUUUAAUAUCUUAGUUUCAGAUAGGUUAACAAAAUUCUUAGACAACUUGCGUUGAUCCUGGAUUUUAAUAUAUUUUUAUUUUAAAUUAGCAGAGUAUUAGAUACUUCCCUCUAAUUAGUAAUAUCCUUAUUCAUUAUGAAUUUUCAUUUAAAUAAAGAAAUUAAAAUUCUAAUACUGUUUUAAACAAAGAUGAUUACCUUUAAGUAGGACAGACAUAUGAGCUUAGAUUAAUCCCACUCUAUUAAUAACCAAAUUAGUUGAUAAAUAAUAUUUUUAUAUUUUCAAAUUAGUAAAAGUAAGCUUUACCUAUCUGGAUAAAUUAUAUAAACACACUUUAUUUAGAAAUGACUAUUCCAAAAGAAGCCAUCAGCAUUUCAAACAAUUCAACUAUUACUUUACUUGUUCAAACCUAGUUUUAUUUAAAAAAUACAUCUUUUGUAUAUAAUUCAACAUCAUUCAUAAUUUCUCCUAACUUAAGCUCUAGGAUUUAUCAGUAUUUAAAAAUUUGUGGCUUUCUUGAUAGUUAAGAUUUAGUGACAAGUUUAUAUAACCCAGAAAUAACUCUAACAUUUGAUAAUUUUGGAAGUGAUUUAACUGACACUAACUAACAGAUUUUAGCAUUAUAAAUGGUAAGAAAUAUUAUCUAAAAUAGUAUUGAUUACAAUCCUAUCUUUUUUAAAGUUUAGAGUUCCUUAUAUUAUAUAUUAGAUUAAAAAAACAAAACUUUCCAAAUUCAUUCUAUUUUUAAUUUUGUGAGUAUAUAAUUUUCAUUCAACUCUACUUCUUCAUUAAUAUUCGUGUAAAAGGAAUAUGCUAAUGUAAUUUCAUAUAGAGAUGAUCAAAAUACUACUUUAAAUUUGUAAUCAUCUGUUGAUAGCAUAAAUAAUAUUCUGAGAUAAAAUAUAAUAUAUCACAUUAAUAAUAACGAUUAGAACUCUGAAAAUAAAAAUUAUAAAGUUUAAUUACUUAUUUAAGAUAGUUAUAACAGCGAUAUAAACCUUUAAUUAAAUGUCAGUGACUUAAGUUGCCUUAAAUUAAAGCAAAAGAUUUAAUAAUUGAAGGAACUUUAGCCUCAAAUAUAAAAAAUAUCAAGCGAUAGUUCAUUUGCUAUAGAAUCUACAUUUUUUAUUCAAUUUGAUCAGAACAGCUUCUUUGAUCCUGAUAAUAUCCCUCUUAGUUACUAAUUAUAUAUAUAUUAAAAUAAUAAUUAUUCUAUUAUUCCUCCAGAACAUUUUGUUAAGUUUGAUGAAUAAAAUUUGAGAAUGACAGGUACUCCAUAAGCAUCUAACCUUUUAGAUAAACUGCACCUUAGAUUAGUUGUAUCUAAUGGUUAUAAUUAGAUGUAUUCAGAUUUCUACAUAAAAAUAUAUAAUGUAUCUUUAAGCUACAUUUUAAAUUAAGUUUUCAAAUAUAUUGGACCUUUUGCUUUUAUUUUAGGUAUUUAUAGAUAUAAAAGUUAUUUUAUAAACAUAAUUUUAAAAAAUAAAACAUUUUAUAGCUAAGAAACAGCUUAAAUUAACAAAGUUUAUAGAAAAAAGAUAACUUUGAUAGGAAACGAGUUAAUCAUAACUGAAUUAUUUUUUAAUAAAUUCUAAAGGAAGAACAUAUCGAAAAUGAUGUUGAAGCUAGAAAAAAAUAAUACUGAAAUUUAAAAUGAUAUAGUUUCAUUUGCUUAGCUUGAUUAAGAUAACAUAACUUAGAAACAAUUUCUAUCAAACCCCAAUACAUUUUUUAGUACAUAGGGCAACCAAAAUACUACUCAAAUAUGGAUUAAACAGUUUAAUAUAAAUUCAUAAUUUCUAGAUUAAAAAAUAGAUCAAGAAAAUCUUUAAAUACAUAAAUAAACUUCAAAUUUAACUAAAUAGAAAACAUUGAGUGUUAGCAAAAAUAAGAGAAAUACAAAUUAACUAUUUAACAACAAAAAAAUUCAUUAAGAUAUAAGUACUUCAAUAGCUCCAGCUUAGCAAAAAAAUUUCUCAUUUGUAAAGAAAGCUACUAAAAAGUUGAGUGAGCAGGAAGAAAAGAUUGUUUAGAUUAUAAAGAAGAAUUUGGAAGAGACUAAAACAAAGAAUUUUUUAGAUUAAGAUAUGAUAUUUAAAUUGUGCUACUCUCAUGCAUAUAUAGUCAAUAAUUUCCUUUCAUAAAGUAAUAAUAAAUUGAAUAAUUAAUAUUUGAAUGAUGAUAAAAUUUUAGAUAUAAAAAUAAGUGCAGAUAAAUUAUUUUUAAAGAUGCUUUAGAAUGAUAUAAAAAUUAAAUUCUAAGGAAAUAAUUUGAAGAUAUCUGAAUACAGCAAAGAGUACCGUAACUAGCAUAGCAGAUUUAAUUAUUGUUUAAAUGCAAAAGUCAUCGAUUAUCUACUUUAAUUAGACGCAAGAACAAAUAUUGUUUAUUCUUACUUAAAAGAGUAUUCAAAAAAGCAGAUGAAUUUUACUGAUAAUGAUUGGUACAAAGCUUUUGUUUAAAUAGAGCCAACUAAUGAAUUAGAUUGUCAUGGAAUACCAAUUCCAUUUUCUAAUGUUAUUGUGAAAGAAAGUAGCAUUUUGAACUGUUUAAGCCAUUUAGAUUUAUACACCAGCAAAGACUAAUUAUUUGAUGAAAUCUGGUAACAUGGAAUCAGUCCUACACUUAUUAAGCAAGCUCUUAUUUUCGACUCUCUGGGAUUAUUAAAUAUAAAUUCAAAAAAACGCACAAUUAGUAAAUCGAAAGGCGAAUCGAUUUUUAUUUAGCAACAUCAAAUCUUUUCUGUUGAAGCAUUUAAAUUCAAGAAAUAGACUCGAAUUUAAUUUCUUAGAAAAAUGCUCAACUUAGAAUACGAAAGACUACCUAUAUCUAAAUAUUAAUCACUGCCAAGCUGGAUUUAAUUUGAUUGUAAAAAUGGAGUAAUUAUUUUGGAAGGAAUUCCUUCUCAUUCAGAUUAAGAAGAAAUCUUGAUAAGAGUUUAUAAUGUGAAAAACUAUAUUAUGAUGUAGUAUAUCCUAAAAGUUAUUGAUGAAGAAUCUGAAGAAUUGUAAAUUUAAUUGAAUAUUCCAUAAUAUUUUGCAGUAAAUUAAACAGAUAUUAUUAAUGAAUCACCUGUUAAAAUAACAAAUUAUUCUGCGAUUGGAAAUACUGCUGAUUAAAUAUUACCAAAUACCAAUAAGAAUAAAUGUACAAUAAAUUAAAAGAUACAAAAAGAAUUAAAAAUUUAUAAAAAAUAAGGUAAUAUUGAUGAUUAAUUAAACUAAUACCAUUCUCCUUUCAAUAAACAAAUAGAUCCUAAUAUUUAACUAUCAAUGGAUCAAUCUCUUAGAGAUUCUUCAGAAAUUUUUAGCAAAUUUUAAAACUUAUAUAAGCGAUAAAAUACAGCAAGUAGUUUUUCAUAAUAAAUGAGCAAUUAAAUUAAAAAUCCAAAUCAAUCUUAAUCUAAUAAGAAUUAAAAAUAUAUGAAAAACUAACUUAAAUCAAAAUCAAUGUCUUUAAUUGAUCUCCCAAAUUUUAUAGUUCAGCAAGAUGAAGACUCUUCAUAUUCAUUAGAAAUAGAUCAAUUAGAGUAAAAUAAUAUUUUAGCAAAUGAAAAUAAAUUUAAUAUAAAAUUACACAGCACUUCUAUUUUCUCAAACCCAUUUUCCUAAUAUAAAAGUAAUUGA